Rubroshorea leprosula is the source of this 1056-nucleotide messenger RNA. The record is from the annotation of a GenBank genome assembly. NCBI's taxonomy places the organism in Eukaryota, Viridiplantae, Streptophyta, Magnoliopsida, Malvales, Dipterocarpaceae.
ACCAAUUCCAUGGAUCAACUAAUCUUCAUCACACUCAAUCAAACAAAAUAUGAUGAAUAGUAGUACCACCAUUGGUUCCUCAGAAAAUAUCCAAGGUAAAUUUGUUCUUACCUUCGGAAUUUCCCUAGGCAUUCUUGUCCUAAUCUUGAUUAUCAUCAUCAUGUCUUACCUUUGCACUUGCAAGCGUCCACUGCUGCAUCCAUCUCACCGGAGCACUUCCUCUUCAGAUGACCAAGACUCUGUCACUAUUGAGCUUGGACUAGAUGAAUCUAAUCUCCUCAACUACUGUCCGAAGCUCCUUUAUUCUCAAGCCAAACUCGACAAGGGUGAUUCCAUGGCGUCUAGCUGCUCCAUAUGCUUGGCGGAGUACAAGGAGGAUGAUAUGCUCCGGUUAUUACCUGACUGCGAUCACAUCUUCCAUGUGGAUUGCGUUGAUCCAUGGUUAAGGCUCCAUCCUACAUGUCCAAUAUGUCGUCACUCGUCAAUUCCUCCUGCCGAGAUCGCUGCCAUGACAAGGCUGCGAGAAAUUUCGCGUCCAUGGUUUACACCAUUUAUGCGUUAGUCUUUUCCAGUAACUUAGUUUUUCACCGGAAGCAAUUUUAUUUCAUUUAAAUUGAAAGUCAUAGAUUCAGGCAAUAUGAUUGGUUCUUUUUAUUUUGUACGAACAUAAACAAAUCAAUAUGCAUUCCCCAUUUGGCCCGUUGUUGUUUAAUAUCUUCAUCCAAAGUCCAAACCAUUGAUUUCUUCUUCUUCUUCUUCAAGAGAUAUCCCUCAUAAGCUCUGUCACAUCAAUGAUUUUAGGCUCUUGAAUUUAUAUAUCACCCUGUUCUCUCUGACUUUCUCUUACUCAUGAGGCUCUUUUCGCACCAUCUGUGGUUUUUUCUUGGAUCUGACGUCUUGGGACAAGAAUGAAUGAACCCAUCAAAGGCAAAUACGUAACCUGAAGAACUCGAUCUGGCUUGAAGUACCCAACUGGCUUGAUUGAUAUCAGCUUCUUCAACAAUUUCCCCUUCAUCUUUCUUUCUUCAAUUCACCUGAUAAAAUCCAGUCUGGGUU